Molecule: messenger RNA, 6851 nt
Organism: Xyrichtys novacula (pearly razorfish)
Lineage: Eukaryota; Metazoa; Chordata; Actinopteri; Labriformes; Labridae
Source: the annotation of a GenBank genome assembly
GGUGAUUCGGUGAACGAAUCUUUUGAACAAAUCUUUUAAGUGAACUGAUUACAGUGAUUCAGUACAUCUAAAAGAACGGUCGUGUCCAUCACUACCUGCUAACAGUAAAUCGCGCUGCAUUCACGUGUUCGUCGAAUGCUCUGAUUUCUCCGUGAUAUAAACUCAUUUUGGUAGUAAUCUGAAAAUCGCAUUGUAAGAAAGAAAAUUAAGAUACGUUGAAAACAAUUACAUUGGAUUAAUCAAUCCGAUUCUAAAUAUCACAAAUUCACAACAAAUGUUGAAUCACGAGCCUAUUUCAACGAAAUCCACGACCUUGUGAGAAAUUCAUAUUUCCGAUUAUUGCGACUACAAGUGAAUGCAUAGUUAGCUGGGUUAAGCUAGUUGAUACGGCAGUGGGCUUUUUCGGUAAUGUAUUUAAUCUACAUAUUCCCUCUGUAGCAAUAGAAAUGAGUUCUUAUCAAGUUUUUUUCGUUUUCAAAAUGGUAUAAAUUAUUUUAGAGCACUUUUUGAAAGUCCAACAGCAGAAACGGAAAGCUAUAUCAACAGACUGACUCCUAGCAGCCAAAGCUAGGAAAGUAACUUCAGUUUAAGGAAACUUCUCAAACUAAAGCUCAUUUCACUUCUUGCAGGAGGUCUGAAAAUGUCUUACUGGAUAUGCUGCAACUCCUGCUUCCACUCACCCAGUGCUAACCGCAAACUGGCUGUCACAAGCUGUGGACAUGUCAUCUGUAGUGUCUGUUUUCAGAAAGGUGAAGACAUGUUUGUUGUGCUCACCCAGGGAAAACAAUCACAGUGUUUUGGAUUUAGUAGUUUUAGAGGAAUGACCAUGUAUUUUCUUUGGUUGCUCAAUGUCUGCUCCCCCUUGCACUGAAAGCAUGAUUAAACAGGGACAUCUGUUGGAUUUAAAGUGAUAUUGCAGAGAUGAUGACCCCCUCCUUAAACACAUGGUACUUGUGGUCACGCUGGGUUUCACAUUACUGUAGUUAAUAUUACAUCAGGGAGAGGGAAAUCUCUGAUCCGGUCAUGCUCAGCCAUUGGGUUCUUAUCCUAAUGGCCUCAAAUGAUUAAAAGUGAAAUCACUCUGUCCAGCAUUGGAUUUGGGAGCUCUUGGCACACUCCUGGAGGUCCCUUGGUCCCACUUUGGGAGACACUGAUCAAAUUCACAAACCCAAGUCUUUUCCUCUGUGCUAAAUCUCAAUCAACCUCUGAUUAUAUUUUAAUUUGCUUUGGCUUUCAGAGUUAGACCCAUGAGAUACAGAUGAUUAACUUUGGGGCCACUUCUGAAGCACACUGAGAACCCAGAUUCCACAUGUCCUAUAUUCAGUAUAAACCCUGAUGAAUUAUGCAGCUCAUUUGUUGCUUUUAAAAUCUGAUUCUUUAUAAUUGCAACAUUUCUUCUAGGCAGCCAAGGCAUAUGUCUGAUAUGCAAGGCCACGUGCAAACUUUCACCUCUGUCAGACAAUGUAGGUAUCUUUCUGCUCAUCAUUGGAUGGAAAAACUACAAUUUUUCAUAACUUUAGAGAAAGCUCAUUUUAUGGCCAUAUGAUAUGUCCUUUUUUCAGAGCAGCUCAGAGGUGAAGGCCCUGUUCUCUGACAUCAAUGAUGUGGCAACAAAGCACUUCAGUGAAAUCAGCAAGGUAAAAUAUUUAAAACUUAGUUCCUCUUGAUUGUUUUCUUAAAGAGCUGUUUGGUAGAGUUAUAAAUGGAUUAUGUGUUCUUCUUUUUUAAUAUAUUAUUUACUUCUUCAAACCUAAUGUGGCCCAUUUCCUACCCUUUCCAGGUUGUUAUGUUCCAGGCGAGACAUCAGAAGAGACUGUUGACUCAUUACCAGAAUAAGGUGAGAAAGAGCUACUAUAAUUUUGCCAAAGGGAAUGUUUGAUGGAGUGUAUCCUUGUGUUUUAGAGUUUGCUUCUCUUCAUUUGGCAGGUAAUGGACCAUAUCUUCAAACUCAUUAUUGGCCAUUAAUUUUUACUGCGCAGGAAACGUGUGACACAAAUUCUUUAAACCCUCCAACCAUAAUGACAGUGUGAUUUAUUGAGUUUCUGCUCUCACUGAAAUGGAUGUAAACACCCUAAACAAUAUGUUACUAUAACCACUGUGUAUUAACCAUUAAAUUUAAUACAGAAUGAGAAGCUAGAGGAGGUAUUAGGCAAGAUGAAGCAGGAAAUGCAGCAGAUGACAAAGUAAGGAAAGUUGUUUUUUAUUUAUGAAAUGAAUUUUGGGAUUUCUGCGCGACUUUUACCUCCAUUUGUUUUCCUGCUAAAGGAAGCUGAACGAACAGAGCGCCUACAUCGCUAAGCUGGAAAAUACCCUCCAGCAUCACAGGUACAACACAGAGUAGAUUCUUCUGGGUGAUAUUCAUACUCGGUUCAGACACAUACAGACACAGUAUUGCUCACGAGCCAAUGCUGCUACUACUACUACUACAGGUUACUACAUUGCUACUGCUACUACAGUACAUUGUUCCAAAAUUUAAGACUUUAUCUUUUUUUUAAUAUUAUUCAACCCUCCAAAGUGUUUCUUGGUUAUUUGUGUGUUAAUGUUUAUAAAUUUGAUAAGUUUCUGGGGGAUUCUCUGUCUUAAACAGCUACUAUGACAUGAAUUUUCCAAGUCUUUAGCCAUCCAACAAACAGCAAUUUUGUAUUGAGCAUUUGGCUGAUGUCUUAUGCUAAAACAUCAUGAGCUGGGUUUUCUGCAUUUGUAAUCAUGAGACUCACAAAGAUGUACAAAGGCUGUGCAACCUGGAAUACGUUUGAUUUAGACGGUGAUAUUUUAAGUUUAGCAGCAGCACAGCAUUAGAAGGUAUUUACAGCCAGCUGCUGUUACCUUAAUUGUCACUAGGUGUCACUCCUGGCUCAUCUACAUUUGAGUUGCUGCAACCAACACCGACCAAGUAGAAGUAUAUAGACUCUGAAAAUCCGUCCAAAGAUAUUUUUUUCAUGGUGUUAGUUUAGCCUCUCAAUUCAACAGCCAAUCUUAAAAUUUAAUCAAAUAUCGCAGCCCACUGUAAAAAGACAUUACAUUUCUUCACCUGUCUGUGAAUAAUCUAUAAAUUCACCUAGAGCUAUAUCUGUUAUGAUGAGUCUAAUUUAUCUGUUUUUUUACUGUUUUCAUCCAGUUCAAUGGUUUCAUCAAUGUCUCAGGUUAGCCACAACUCCCAGACUCCACAGAGACAUACACAAGGUAAAUAACAACCUUAAAAAAAGUCUUUAGAUAUAAAACAGUUUGUGACUUAGAUGUCUUAACAUAAUGCAUAUUGUUUUUAAUCCUAUUUAGAAAGGUUUUCAGACAGCAAAUAGUGUUUUGUUUUAAAUGUUGCUGCAGCAAGGGUAACAUUAUGAUAAUAAAUAAUAUAUCCACCAAGUUGCUGAUAUACACUGUGCAAUGACUUCUCAUUUUCAUUGAUAGUCUAUAAUUGUUACUUUUGUUGUGUUUUCUUGUUUGUUUUACAGCCCUACAUAGUCCAUUCAAACCCCUCUCAAGACAAUCCUCCAUGGCUAAUCUGUGAGUUUGAGCAUUUUUAACCGUCUUCCAUGUUAAUGUUUAACUUGCUCUCCCUUCACCCCACCUCCGUCUGUGUUUUUUUACCUCUCUGCCCUUCAUUACCUCUCGCCAUAAGAGCGAAACUGAGAGGGAGGGAGAACGUAGGAGGUAUUUCACAGUGCAAACACCCUAUAUCCUGGCUUCAACUCUGGUGUCUUAUGUUAGCUUUAGCUGCUGUAUAGCUUUGCCCUGCCCUGCGGCUUUCUCCCCACACUCACACACCUGAAUAAGCUCGGCCACACUGGGGUUUGGUUAGGACUCACUCAUGGUUUUCCCAGACACGGCUGACACAGGACUGAUUGGCUGCUGGAGUUUAAUUGUACAAAUGUUGUUUCAUCCAGCAAGACUUUGGAUUCUUUUACUCAGUGAAAGCAGCAGUGAUGGAAAGCGGAUAUUAACCCCAUUUGAAACACAUCCACCAUGGCUGCAGGGUCAAUCAAGUCGGGGUUUUAUGUGUUAAAUAAUUAUGUUUGCUCAUGCAGAGGUAAUUAUAGUGCAUAUAGUGUUUCAGAGCCUGUAUUUAACCUGUUCGGUCAACCAGGUGUAUUCUCAUUUGGACACUGAGUUUUUUGGAUGAAGUAGCCAUCUCUGAGACAACAGUAUUAAAAGUGCCACAUGGAUAGUUUACAAACUUACAAAAAAGCAUUUACCUAAAACUAGAGGAAAGAAUAAAAGGUUAAUUAUGAAGAGCGUUAUUUAACUGUGUAGGUUUUGGCAUGUUUUGGCCACUGGUGCAGAAACGUUCUUUCAAAAUCAUGUGCGUUGUUUUUAAUUUGUAGAGUUAAACUUCAAUGGAAGAGCGCAGAACUACCUGAAAAGACAUCUGCAUUCAAAUUUACUGUUAUAUUUGGACCUGUAGCUUGGUAUUCUGACUGAUGAAGGGUGAUUUUGUUUUCUGUAGCUCUGAUAACAUGGAGGUGGAUGGUCUGUUCAGGAAGGUAAGUUUCUUUGUAUCAACAUUUCUGUAAAGUAAUGAAUGGGACCUGAAUGGGUUAUUUUUUUAGAUUUAUUUUCAGACGUUAAUACUUAAAACUUAAAAGCGUUAAAACAAGCCUAAUUUAGGAGGUUUCUGUCUGUGUCUUUCAGCCCAACACUGUCCCCAGACUGUCCCUGAUCAGCCCUCCCGAAAGCGGACGAAUGGGUAAGUGCUUUGCUUGGCCUGCUAGUACCCGCUGUAUCAGUAGGUGUGGAUGUAUUAGUUUGACACCUUUCCUCGUUUAGUCUGUAGGUACUCUGCUGAAGCUUGCAUUUACAGUAUUCAAAGGAAAGGUGUCAGGCUGACAUUGACGUAGUUGCUCCAUAAUAACCUGACAAAAUCGUCUUGCAACUCAGCCUUGUUAGUGGAUUAUGUGCACUUAGUUGACCACCCACGGUGACGACACCAACGCUGAUGCCGGCUGUUGUUUUGCUAAGGAUUACACCCACUGACUUCCUUCUAUUCAACUUUUUAAAGGACAAGUUCCCCUUAGAGGAACUUUUGACUUUUAGUGUGGGUGAUAAAUCCACUGACAACCUUCACGUCUUAUUAAGACUGAGAAGUUCCUUAUCAUAGAUCUGUUAGUGUUCAAGCCAAUGACGCAUCCUAGGAAGUCAUAAUGUUGUACAUGCCUGUUUAAAAACAUUACAUAUGCAUGAAAUAUGUCUCUCUGGUUUUAUGUUUAGGCACCAUCUCUCACAGAUCAUCUGAUCGAAGCGCGUUGACCAACUACUCAGCUUGUUCAGCCACAGUCAGGUGACUUUUUUCAUCAAUUAAGUGACAAAAUAUUACAAUCAGAAUAAUGCAGAUGAAUAAAUAUCCAUGUACUGCCUUUUAAAAGUUAAGCUCCCCCAACCACCUGUUUUCAUAUUAUUUUAAAUGAUUUUAAAAAUCCCUUAAAACCCUUGAUAAGUUCAUGAAGCCGACAGGUAUAGAUUGUGAGGUUGUUCAAGACAUUUUCAGAACACACUGGUCAGCCAUAUACUUUCAAUAGGAGAAACAGCUGGAGCGAUGGUUUAAGCAUAGAUUGUAUAUGUAAGUGGACACCAUGAGUAUCUGUUCAGCCCGAAACCAAAAGAUUUAGAGCUCCCCCUUGUGACUGGCUGCAAUAUAGGCCACAACCCUGCUUUCAUAAUGUAAACAGAUCAGAGAACAGCCAAACUGUAAGAUUAAAACUUGGACUGAAUUAGUGAUCAUUUUACUUUGCAGAUAAGUGCAUGAUUGUCAGCUCUGGUGACAAACGCACACUCCUGCAGGGUUCUGUAGUGGAUUAACAGAUUAGAGGAAUAAUUGUGACAAACAUACCACAAGAGUCAUUGGACUUUCUAUGAUUAUGAUUGUUUGCUUCACACCAACAUAAGAAUCUGUUCUGCUGCAGACUGUACCCACAUGAAGGAGCUUCAACAGCCUUUGACAAGUUUAGUGCGUGUUUUGGUUAACAUUGCAGGACUGGCGUCACACCCGCUACACAACCAGCCAGGUUGCUUCUAUGCAUGCCUUGGUUCCACCAGCAUGAAUGCUGGUGCCAGAGGAGGCAACCUUUUGGCUUCAAAGCUAGCAGUGGGUGGGCAUGAAGUGACACAGAAAUCACAGAUUUUAUGAAACAACUCAGCCUUUUUUAAAGUAAAAUGUAAAUAAUUUAAAAAGUUUAAAUAGGAAAAUGUGAGUGAGAGGUUCAUUUUUUAAAGCUCCUGUGAGGAAUUUUUUGCUUACGUCAACUUUGGAUGCCCCGGUGCAGCCUUGGUUUAUCUUGUCCUCUACAUACCUAAGAAGUAUCUUUUGAUAAAGAAUCUCAUCCUGCUGACAGUCAAAUUUAUCAUCAAAAGUGAAUAUUUUAUGUGGAAAUUGUUGAAAAAGAAAAAAAAGCUUUUUCUAAAGCUGCUUGGCUGACACCUACUUCCUGACCCCAGUUUCACAGUCAGUCUUGUCCCUGGUGCCCUUGUUUACUUUUAGAUAUAAUGAAAAUGCACCAAUAUAAAUGACAGUCUAUUUCAUAUACAUUAAAAUCUCCUUAUGGUAGCUUUAAGUGUUGCAAAACAACCAUCAGUUCCGGAUUUAUCUCUUCUUCUUUCACAGUCGUUUUCAAGGAGUACCGUUGACUCCAGACAUUCCCAGCAGCCAGAUUUCUGGUUGGAAGUCUCCCAUCUUCCAACUUCCCUCGUCCUUCAGACACUCCAUGUCCUCCCUGGUCUCCCCUGGGCCAUAACACACGCACACACACACGUGAUAUGGAGCAUGAGGAGGCAGCACACCUGGCUGCUGGGAUGUGCAUGAAAGUACUCACGUGUAAAGCUACCUAAAAUGAGUCAUCAGCCGUCGUUACAACCCUGGA